This is a messenger RNA of Fasciola hepatica (liver fluke), 390 nucleotides long. The record is from the annotation of a GenBank genome assembly. NCBI's taxonomy places the organism in Eukaryota, Metazoa, Platyhelminthes, Trematoda, Plagiorchiida, Fasciolidae.
AUGAUUCAUGAUGAUGAUAAUGAUGAUGAUGUAGAUUAUGAUGAUGAUGAUGAUGAUGAUGAUGAUGAUGAUGAUGAUGAUGAUGAUGAUGAUGAUGAUGAUGAUGAGGAUGAUGAUGAUGAUGAUGAUGAUGAUGAUGAUGCUGAUGAUGUUGAUGAUGAAGUUGAUAAUGAUCCCGACGAGGUUCAUGAUGAUGAUGAUGAUGAUGAUGAUGAUGAUGAUGAUGAUGAUGAUGAUGAUGAUGAUGAUGAUGAUGAUAACGAUCAUGAUGUUGAUCAUGAUGAUGAUGAUGAUGAUGAUGAUGAUGAUGAUGAUGAUGAUGAUGAUGAUGAUGAUGAUGAUGAUGAUGAUGAUGAAUAUAAUGAUGAUGAUGUUUAUGAUGAUUCAUGA